AUGUCCACCAACAAACCCGGAGCGACGCCAUCGUCGGGGACCUUCAUGGUCAUCAACUUCGAGCCCAAUCCGGCCGACGACAAUGCCGACAGCAGCCGCAUCGUGCUCAACUACGAAAUCGAUCCGAGGCUGGCAGAGGUCAUCACAGUCGUCGGCGAGACAUGGCUAUACCAACCCAGCCACAAUAAAUCUUCUAGUUGGGAACCCCUCGGCGAUGGGAGGCAAACCCCAGGCGCCGUUCUAGGCAUUUUGCGGCCUCGUCAAGGCAAUGGAGAACAUAUAGCAUUGAACUUGACUUGGGCCUUCAGACCAGGCUCAGUCGAGUCUCAGAAUGGCUGGAGCAUGUCUGGCAACUUUGAAAUCGACAACGGUCGGGUGCAGCGCUAUCCUCGGUCCGGCGAAUCCACUCAAACCGAAACUCUACCGGAGGCUCUUCAACAAAUGAUCGACGCAUUCAAUCCUUCGUCCACCACCAUCGUAGCAGAUCCAACAGCGACAAAGGAUCCCACAGCUCCCACCACCCCGGGUGAGUUGUCGGGUCCUCCCAGCAACGGUUCCGGUCUCUCCACCGGCGCCAUCAUCGGCAUCGCCGUCGGCGCAGGCAUCGCCGGGCUCCUCCUCAUCGGCGCCCUCGUUUGGUUCUGCUGCCGCCGCCGCCGCCGCCGUCGCCGCAGCGGCAAGACCCUAGGCCGGCCCGGCACCUACGGUUCCGACGCGGCCACCUCCCAGCAAGCCGCCAACAAGGAGACCCACGUCAACGUCGCCGAAUCCCCGCACUCCCCUUACUCCGAAGACGGCACGUUCCCGCCGCAGCAGCUCCGGAGCCACCAGUCGAACCACACGCGCGAGGGCGUCCCGCUCGUCGACCACGUCGAUGCGGCCCCGGCCAGCCGGUCGUCGAACGUCGUGGCGCCCUUCUCGGAUUCCAACUCGCCGACACAACAGUCACCGGUCGGCUCCGAACCCCGGUCGGGCGCUCGAUCGGUGACGCCUAACGUGUCGCACCUCAUCGAGGAGGGUAUGACGGAGGAGGAGAUCCGGAGGUUGGAGGAAGAGGAACGGGCCCUGGAUGACGCCAUUCAAGCUGCUCAAGGUCGACGCACAGCAUCAUGA
Sodiomyces alkalinus F11 is the source of this 1113-nucleotide messenger RNA. RefSeq lists its product as hypothetical. NCBI's taxonomy places the organism in Eukaryota, Fungi, Ascomycota, Sordariomycetes, Glomerellales, Plectosphaerellaceae. The coding region runs from base 1 to 1113 and encodes 370 amino acids. The transcript has 2 exons. The record is from RefSeq and is a predicted model, not a curated record.